Molecule: messenger RNA, 1215 nt
Organism: Hemiscyllium ocellatum (epaulette shark)
Lineage: Eukaryota; Metazoa; Chordata; Chondrichthyes; Orectolobiformes; Hemiscylliidae
Gene: smim19
Product: small integral membrane protein 19
Exons: 3
Coding region: 150-461 (103 amino acids)
Source: RefSeq, a predicted model, not a curated record
UUCCUGUUAUUCUGGGACAGACCGCCUGGUGUUUAACAAAAACAGUAAAUUGUUGUCGAACUCCGCAGAUUCGACACGAUCUGAGGGAAAUCAGCGGAGUUAGUGUUUCCCGAGCGAGCAGUUACCGUCGGAGCGGAGCAGAGGAGACCAUGGCCGGGGCCGGGGCUGGGGCUGGGGCUGAGAUGGACUACACGGUGCACGAGGCCUGGAACGAGGCGACCAAUGUUUAUCUGAUCGCCAUUUUGGUCAGUUUCGGGCUCCUGGUCUACGCUCGCAAAAACAAAAGGAAGAUUAUGCGAAUAUUCACUGUGCCCCCAACUGUUGACCCAACACCUGAGCCCAAUUUUUAUGACAGUUUACAGAAAGUUCGAUUACGGCAACAGUUAGAGAUGUACUACAUCGCACGAAAGUAUGACCUGCAGCAAGAACAGCCGGAUAGUGUGCAGCUUACAGUGGACUGAGAACUGAUAGCUACAAUAUAAUAACACACAGGCACUAUUGAUACUCAAGUGGAAAUGACAAAGUAAGGAUCGUGACUAGAAGGUGAAGCCAUUAAAAAAACAAUAAAAAUGAUAGGAAUCUGAAAUCAGAGCAAAAUAUGUUAGAAAUUGAAACUUAAUGUUCAUUUCUUGCAAAACAAAUAUACAGGAGAGGUGAGACUGUUCCUUGUCAUGUUAAGAAAAUUGGCUUAACCUUCCUGAUCUACAUCUAAAUCACCAAUUUGUAUAUUUUUAAAACAAAACCACUGAUAUCAAUUCUGUUAAUGAAGUUGGUUUCCUCCCAUAAAAUAUGAUGAGGAAGGGAAUCAAGGCUUUGAGUGUUCUCAGCUAUUUAUAAGAUUGCCUUCCUAACCUCAAAAUGUUAAUGAAAGAAUACAAGUUAAUAGGAACAUAACAUUCUAAUUAGGAGUAGACUAUUUCAUCCCGAAGCCAGCUGCAAUAGUCAGUUUGAUCACAGCUAAUCUUCUGAUUCAACUGCACUUUCCCACUCCUACCCCAUACUCCUCAAUUUCUGAGGAACCAAAAAUCUAUCCAGUUUGUCUAAAAUCAAGCUUGUUCCUCCCUCUGGGAUAAUUAUUACAGAUCCACAAGUGACAUCCGAGAUAGAGAUGUGAUGAUUGAGAAUAAUUUCCUAAGGAUUAAUGUUGUGAUGAAACAACACUUUUUCAGUUGAGGAUUUUUGAACAGUUUAUUGCUGAGCCAUUUCCAUUUCUAA